Molecule: messenger RNA, 801 nt
Organism: Fusarium odoratissimum NRRL 54006
Lineage: Eukaryota; Fungi; Ascomycota; Sordariomycetes; Hypocreales; Nectriaceae
Exons: 2
Coding region: 16-801 (261 amino acids)
Source: RefSeq, a predicted model, not a curated record
AUUUUACAGCCAGCAAUGGCUCAAGAGGGCGUGUGCUGGGGUGUCGACGGCAAGCAGUGGACCAACAACAAACAGUGCCCAGGCUCCUCGGCCUGUUGUGGUGAGGGGGCAACUUGCAUGCCAAAUCGGCUCUGCAAGAACAAAGGACAAGGAGAGAAUGAGUUUGUUCGAGGCCCAUGUGCAGUUGCACCAUAUGACAAGAAGAAGUGUGCUGCUAUCUGUCUUUACGGGGAGAGAAAUAAUCGAUUCCCGCGUGUGAAACGAUGCGACGAUGGCAGCUACUGCUGUUCGGAAGACGAUCCUGGAUGCUGCGCCGGUAAACGCGGUGUCUUCCUCGACUCAAAAGGCAACAUUGAGGAUGACGUGACUUCUUCAACCGUAUCUUUGGUCGAGACCACCUCCUCAGCUGAGACAAUAUCAUCUACAAUCACGGAUGCUUCCGUGACGGCAUCCUCCGAUCCAAGCCCCACGUCAGACGAGACGGAAGAAACGAAUACUGGGACUCCCGAAAACAGUCAAGGCAUGAAGAUCGGACUUGGUGUUGGUGUCCCGGCCGCUGCCGUAAUCGCUGGGCUAUCUGUUUGGCUCUUCCUUCGUAAAAAGACUGCCAAGCAUCAAAACCAGAGUACAGCUGUUUCGCAUCCCGCGACGUACCAUUACCCACAACCAGGAGGUCCGCCAGACGUCUCCCAGGCACAUCUAUACCAGCAACAAUAUCCUCAUGCAUAUGAGCACUAUCCUGAAGUCGGUGACCAAAGAAGCACAAAGUCUCCUCCUACAGUACAAGAGCUCCAAGGGUGA